Messenger RNA from Rotaria sp. Silwood2, 753 nucleotides. Lineage: Eukaryota; Metazoa; Rotifera; Eurotatoria; Philodinida; Philodinidae. The record is from the annotation of a GenBank genome assembly.
AUGGAACAAACUUCUAUUUUAGAAUUAGAAGAUGAACUUAAUCGUAUUGAUGUUGAUAGUAUUAAAUUAGAUGGUAUCAUACAAUUAAAAACAUGGCAAAAGAAAAUGUAUUCAUUGGUUGAUAAAACUUAUAAAGAUCGUAUGCAUGAAAUUGAUUCCAUAGCAUCAAAUAUAACAAAUGAAAUAAGAGAAAAACAAAAUCAAAUUGAAAAUCUUCAAAUAAAUGAUAAAAAUAUUCUUCAUCAAUUAAAACAUGAUAUUGAUUUAUUAAAAACUAAUCUUAUUAAUAUUAAUGAAUCAAUACCAGACAAUUUUUCUCACCGUAUUGAACGAACAAUUUGUAUUUCACGUAAUGAUGAAAAUCAAGAUGAAGAAAUCAUUGACGACGAUGAUGAUUAUGAUGAACCAGUUAUUGUUGAUAUUGAUAGAUAUGAAACACAUGUUGGAAAUCAAGUUGUUAUGGUUGUAGCAUCACCUCAACAAUCAUCAAUAAGAAAUGAAGAAGGACGAGUUUCGAAAAUUUUUAAUUCUCAACCUAUUCAACAUGCACUUUCUAUUGGUUUAGUUAAAACUUUAGCUCAUAUGGGUACAAUUGCAGCUACAAGUACAACAACUGUUGCUGCUACAACAAUGGCUAAAACAGCUGUUAUAGCUACUGCUUGUGGUAUUGGGACAAUAGCUUAUGGAGUUGGAAAAAUUGCACUUGGAACAACUAAAAAAGCUUGGUCAUUGAUUGUCUCAUCGGAAGAAUAA